Messenger RNA from Pollicipes pollicipes, 465 nucleotides. RefSeq lists its product as uncharacterized. The record is from RefSeq and is a predicted model, not a curated record. NCBI's taxonomy places the organism in Eukaryota, Metazoa, Arthropoda, Thecostraca, Pollicipedomorpha, Pollicipedidae. The transcript is spliced from 4 exons. Bases 1 to 465 code for a protein of 154 amino acids.
AUGCAGGUAUCUGCCGCCGAGGAGAUCCAGGGGCCGGCCGAGUCCGUGCAGUUGGUCACCGCCUGCACAUGCUGCCCCUAUUUCGACAUCCCCCGCUUCUUCGCGGAGGCCGACCGCGUGCUUGUGCCAGCUGGAAUUCUUGCAAUCUACAGCUUCACCGUGCCCAAGGUGUACCACAACGGCGUGUUCUCGACUGAGCUUACUAACAUUUGGUUGCAGGCUUACAAGGUAUUUGCCUGCGGCUGGAGCCCCGUUCGGAAGGAUGUGGAGGACGGGUACAGGGACCCACGCUUCCGGCUCCCCUUCCCGGGCGAAGUCAGGGACGAGGGCCACUACCAGGAUCAAACGCUGACGUUGGACGGCGUGCUGGCCUACAUCAAGACCUUUGGUUGUUAUCAGAAAAUGGUGCGCCGCUGCGGUGCCAAGCGGGGCGAGGCCUUGCUUCAGCAGACAAAGGAACGGUGA